Messenger RNA from Penicillium pulvis, 750 nucleotides. RefSeq lists its product as uncharacterized. The transcript is spliced from 2 exons. The record is from RefSeq and is a predicted model, not a curated record. NCBI's taxonomy places the organism in Eukaryota, Fungi, Ascomycota, Eurotiomycetes, Eurotiales, Aspergillaceae. The coding region runs from base 1 to 750 and encodes 249 amino acids.
AUGCCGGUCUUGACUAUCGUCCAACGUCUCCCUUUUCCCUGGAUGAGAAGAUCCUCAACCGAUAAAGGCAAGGGUAAAGAAGAAGAACCCAGCCUGGAUCUUGGAUCCUCCGAUCAUGACUCGGAUCUCUACUUCCAAGAAAGUUCCGUGGGCGCCCUGUUUGCCACGCCCUGUCCGCCACUGCACCGUGACGUCUCCGACGACCUGCAUAUAGCGGUGAAGCAGAGUCCAGACCAAACGAUCGACCCCCACGAAACCGGUAGCCAAUACUCAGACUCAGAAUCGGACUCAGGCUCCGAGAUCGACGAGCAGGAGUCCCCUUCCCCCUCGCGCACUCGGGUUGGUCGCGUGGUCAACUGGUCGAGUAUUGUCCGCAGCCGAUGUCGGUGGACGCACGAACAAGAGAAGGAGCUUCUGGGUGCCGAGAAGCAGCUAGCGCGAUGUCAAAAAGCUUGGAGUUCUGAACAAGAGUUGUGGCUAUCUUAUAUCCAAGUGCUACGCGAAGAAAAAGAAGCCCAUGAAGGCUUUAUGCUGAUGCGACUGAAGCAGCAAGAAGACGAGCGGAACCAGUUUCGCAAGGUCUGGAAACGACGUCGAUCUAUUGAGAGUGCGAUCGAAGAAAAAGAAAAACAGAUCACAAUGACAGUCAAGGGAAACAACAACGGCUUACAAAAGCUACGUCGCUUGCAGCUUGGUUACCUUAGUCCUAGUCUAGUGACGAAGUCACCUGCAGUGACAUGUCAAGCAUGA